Tachyglossus aculeatus (Australian echidna) is the source of this 1734-nucleotide messenger RNA. It is a transcript of the gene ZDHHC21, whose product is annotated as zinc finger DHHC-type palmitoyltransferase 21. Gene Ontology annotation, molecular function: protein-cysteine S-palmitoyltransferase activity. Gene Ontology annotation, biological process: protein targeting to membrane; peptidyl-L-cysteine S-palmitoylation. The transcript has 9 exons. The coding region runs from base 246 to 1043 and encodes 265 amino acids. Lineage: Eukaryota; Metazoa; Chordata; Mammalia; Monotremata; Tachyglossidae. The record is from RefSeq and is a predicted model, not a curated record. Gene Ontology annotation, cellular component: Golgi apparatus; endoplasmic reticulum.
GGCGGCCGUUUUGCCCUCGAGGAAGCGGAAGGGGAGAGCGGGGUCGAAAAAAGGGGCUGAGCAGCCCCGUUGGCCCAGAUCUUCAUGGAGAUAUAUUACUGAAGACAUAAACAUUUGGUAAUCUGUAAGUAAAGAAUGAAGCAAGAGAAGUACUUGGAGCAGUAGUGUCAUAAGUGGACUUUGCGAUUGAUAAAUUUGUUUGUCAUUGCCCACUGCGUUGGAAAGCAAACAUAGGACUAUGCACAAUGGGUCUACGAAUUCACUUUGUUGUUGACCCACAUGGUUGGUGCUGCAUGGGUUUGAUUGUCUUUGUCUGGUUAUUCAACUGUAUCCUACUUCCCCACAUUGUCCUUUAUCCUCACUAUGAAGAAGGACAUAUCUCUGCUUCAGCAAUACUGUUAUUUUAUAGCAUUGCUGUGUUUUGUCUGGUCGCCUUGGUGAGAGCUUCUAUAUCUGAUCCAGGAAGACUCCCUGAAAACCCAAAGAUUCCCCAUGGAGAAAGGGAGCUCUGGGAAUUGUGUAACAAGUGCAAUUUGAUGAGACCAAAGCGUUCUCAUCAUUGCAGCCGCUGUGGCCACUGUGUUAGGAGAAUGGACCACCAUUGCCCAUGGAUUAACAACUGUGUUGGGGAAGACAAUCAUUGGCUGUUUCUGCAGUUGUGUUUCUACACAGAGCUACUUACGAGCUAUUCACUGAUGAUUUGUUUCUGCCACUAUUAUUACUUCCUACCACUAAAAAGGCGUAAUUGGGAUCUCUUUCUGGUGAGACAUGAACUGGCCUUAAUAAGAAUAGCUGCCUUUAUGGGUUUAACUAUGCUAGGUGGAAUUAGUGGACUCUUUUACACUCAGCUAAUUGGCAUCAUCACUGAUACAACUUCUAUUGAAAAGAUGUCAAAUUGUUGUGAAGAAAUAUCCAGGCCGCGAAAGCCAUGGCAGCAGACCUUCUCAGAAGUUUUUGGCACUCGUUGGAAGAUCCUGUGGUUCAUUCCUUUCAGGCAAAGGCAACCACUGCGAGUUCCCUACCACUUUGCCAAUCACGUCUAAACAGAUGGAUGGUGGGCACAGAUGGGUCCUCCAUGCUGGAAGUGUGUUACAGGUUUUAUGAUAAUAGAACUAUGACAGUCUUCAAGUCAAUUAAAAUCCACCCACCAAUCUUAGGCAUCAUAAUGUGCCCCAGGCUUUAUUUUAAUAGUGAUCUUGAUCCUGUUGUGGGACUAAUACAAGAUCUAUAUUUGUUUUAAAGUGUGUUUACUUUCAAAUUAGCUAGCCACUGGGAUUUCUCAAAGUCUUUUGUUGUUGAGUUCAAAAGGCAGUGACUGGGAUGAAAUAAUUGGAUGUAAUUUUCUUUAGUGCAGACAGAGUAUGUUGAUGAUUUUAUUUUGAGUGAAAUGUGACGUUUACUUAAAAUCUUCAGUUUCAAGCACAAUACUGACCAAAUCGGAAUUUAAUUUUUUUAGAUUUUUUUAUAUAGAUUGCUAUUAUAUGAGCACCUUUUCUGCUAAUCUAAUAUAAAAAUCUUUAAUGCCUCUUAUUUAUAAUUCAAGAGAUUAGCAUUGCAGCAUAUCACUGAAAAAAGGCAUAAUGUUUUAUUAGAAAACAGAUUUCUUCCUAAUGGCUUUUCUCCAUUAAACACCUCUCUUUUACAAUCAAUCCUCAGCCAAAUUUACAGCUUCAUAAAAAUAUUCUUACUUCCAAAGUUAUCACUAUGCUUGCUCUGUUGAUAAAAGCUGUUAGA